Molecule: messenger RNA, 774 nt
Organism: Fusarium sp. VM40
Lineage: Eukaryota; Fungi; Ascomycota; Sordariomycetes; Hypocreales; Nectriaceae
Source: the annotation of a GenBank genome assembly
AUGGAAUCCUGCUCUACGUGCGCAACCAUCCUCUCUUCAGCGCCCGAAUAUACAAAAGAGGAACAGUAUCUUCCGCAAGACCGUCGAGUAGCGUGCUGUGCGAGAAUCAUCUGUGGCAAAUGCAUCCAUAAAAACGAACGAUUUGCAGACUAUUGUCCAUACUGCCAAGUCUCUACGGUACCCUCUUCUCUUCCACAGGGUCUAAGAGAGCCGCCGGCUUAUACAUCGUUGCCAUCGUCAAGCUCGCAUAUCUCGGGGGCGCCGCCACCAUAUUCAGCAGCUUCAACCACCCAAAAUGCUCAAAACGAGAAGGCAGCUUUGGCGCAGAACGAUGUGAAAGAGGAUGCUCCUGAUAUUCUACAUUUUCUCGACCAUCGCUAUGACAGCGUCAGCUCCUUAUCUCUCAGAUACGGUGUACCAGCCCAUGCUUUGCGACGAAGCAACAACCUUACCAGUGACCACUUGCUUCCCGGAAGACGAACAGUUCUGAUUCCGGGCGAAUACUACAAGGGCGGUGUCAGCCUCUCCCCACGACCUGUCGAGGGUGAAGAGGAAGAGCUGAGAAAGGGAAAGAUUCGACGCUUUAUGACAUCCUGCAAGGUCUCCGAUUACGACGUUGCGGUGCUGUACUUGGAACAGUCCGGCUAUGAUAUUGAGCAUGCCGUCACAGCAUACUUAGAUGAUGAGAAAUGGGAGCAGGAACAUUCAGCCCCUGGCAAGGGGAAGAAGGUCGACAAAUACAAGAACCGGGGACCUUUUUGGAGAGGACUCUGA